AUAAAUUUGAUCUCUUUGAUUCAAAUAAGGUUACAUCAGGUAUGAUAUUGUUAUUGAUUUCUUUUAUUAACCUUUCCAUGGUUUUUAUGGUAGUGACCUUUGAAUUCUAAUGCUAUAUUGAAUUUUCGUGCGAAAAUCCUGUAAAUCACCCUUGUCCCCAGUGCCUUUGCGUGGCUUGUACGAAACUGUUUUUGUAAACAUAGUUUUGUUAAUAAUUGAGUGAGAAUGGAGAAGAACACAAAAAAUUUCAAUAUAAUUUUUUCUAACCUUUUAAGUUAUUUCGAUAAAGGAAAAGGUAGGUAAAUUUCGAAUCCUUUUCGAGUGCUUUUUCGAACGCACAUUUUAAAUUUACAUUGAAACUUUUAACGCGUGUUUUUAUGUUCAGCACAAUGGAGACUGAAAAGAGAUACAUGGAAGAAAAAUUUCAGGAAUGGUUGGAAGUUGAAAGGACUAAACGGAAUUCCGUAAUAAUGCCCGAACAGACUUAUAAAACAAUAAUAGAUUUUCUAUGUGGAAGAAUAGACAACGUUCCACGUGCUAUGAAAAGAAAACUGCGAAGAAAAAAAUUCCAAGUGAUGAGUUAUCCUACACUUGGUUUAUCGGAUGUUUUGUGCUCUCCAUUUCCCGAUGGCGAUUCUCCUCUGGGAAAAUAUCGUCGCGUAGCAACAGACCGACAGAUGUUUGACAUUAUCAAUAGAGUACACCGCCAAGAAGUUGGUCACCAAGGGGUUCAUAAAACGUUUGAAAAGAUAGCACGCACCUAUGAUAACGUUACUAGAGACGCUGUUGGUGCUUAUAUAAAGCUUUGCACAACUUGCUGUCUGAAAUCCAGUCAAAUAAAGAAAGCUCCAUUGAAGCCGAUUAUCACUACAGGAUUCUUACAGCGUGUACAGAUCGAUCUGAUUGCUAUGUUAUCCAAACCAGAUGCCGAUUACAACUACAUUGGCCAUGUCGUGGACCAUUUUAGCAAAUUCAGGAUAUUAUUUCCAAUGAAAGGGAAACAGCAAAUGAAUUUGCUUCAAACUUUUUUAGAAGUUUUUUAGCGACUUUUGGGUUACCAAAGAUUUUGCACUCUGAUAACGGUGCCAAAUUUAUCAAUCACGUAAUGGAUGCUGUAGCCGUGAUAUGGCCGGGUGAGGUGUCAUUUGUUCAUGGGAAACCGCGCCACUCGCAAUCUCAAGGUUUGGUUGAACAAGGAAAUAACACCAUCCAAGUGAUGAUUAGUGCAAGAGAAAAAGAGUCCCAAACUUCAACGUGGUCAGAGUGGCUUCCAGAGAUUCAAUUUAUCAUGAAUGCUUCAAUGGUGAGGAGUGUGAAAAAAACACCUUACGAAAUUUGUUCUUGGCCAGGAGCCAAAAGGUUUGGGUCAAAUUUCUUCAAGUGUACGGUCAGUGAAAGAGGAUAUUGUUCAAGAUAUCAUAGAAGAAUUGGAAGAAAAUGGUGCACAAGAUUUUGAAAAUGCUGAAACUGUGGAUUUUUUAAAGCACCCAAGUACAAGAAAAUUAUCGGAUUGUUCGGAAGAUGAGUUUGAAACAACAUGUCCAAAAAGACAAAAACUCAGACAAAAUGUUGUGGAGGAGGGUGUAAGAAACGCAGAAAUGAUGCGUAGAAUGUACAGCAAUGGAAAAAGAAUUAAAGUUGCUGAUUUCCUGGAAGGGGAUAAUGUUUCUUUGACAAUUCCAAAAGGUCUUAGAACAUCUUCGGAUUUAAAAAGAUUGCCAUGUGUGAUUGUACACAAAUCAGGUGGUAACCAACCAACAUAUAAACUCCUCUGUAGUGAAGGCACAAUUCAACGGCGUUACACGGCAUCCGCGUUGCAGCUGUACCCUCAACCAGUAAGAUACGAAAAAUUGGAAAAGGAAGAUCAAUUGCAUGCGAUCGCUGUCUUGUCUAGUGUCAUUUUAAAUGCUGCAAAUUGGCUGUAAAACCAUUAGGGGACUGGUUGUGCGAUCUAUGUUUACAUAUUGCAAAAAAAGAUUUCCAGCAGCGUCAACAACAAAGAGAAGCAGAGAAAGAAGUAGAAGACGAAGAAGAAAGGGAGAGGCAAUGGAGGAGAGAGUUAUUGCCAGUAUUAUACAAAAACGGUACCCUGGACUACCUGGUACAACAAUCGAAGCUGCCUGAAGUAAAUCCACUACUUCUGAUUAAACGUUCUGGUAGCAAGUAUCAAGCAUUUUAUAACGAAAUACUGGCGAAAAAACAUCCUCAAUUUUAUCACAAACUGAUGCGUCAUUCGGACAUUGCAGAGCCAACUGGAGUCAUCACCAAUUACAUUCGGAUGAAGUACCCAUGCGAAUUUGAUACAGGGAGAUUAUCGUUAACCCGCAUUCAGUUUUUGUUGGUACAAAUUAUUGAUAGAGUAAAUAAAAAAAGCGAUGUAAAGACCAUAAUGAUAAUAUAUGGUAGUCUUCAUCUGUU
Messenger RNA from Hydractinia symbiolongicarpus, 2418 nucleotides. Its product is annotated as KRAB-A domain-containing protein 2-like. Bases 378 to 1043 code for a protein of 221 amino acids. The transcript has 8 exons. Lineage: Eukaryota; Metazoa; Cnidaria; Hydrozoa; Anthoathecata; Hydractiniidae. The record is from RefSeq and is a predicted model, not a curated record.